CCUCAUCAAAUGACCAGUAUCCCGUCCAGGAGAACUCGGUCUUCUGAGAGAAGCGAGGUCCAGCUUGCAGUCCCAGCGCCAAACCACCGUCAUCUCCUUCCUGUGCGGGGUGAUAGUCUCCUUACCCACCCGGAAAAACAUAGUCCGCCCCCACGUCCUUGUAGAAUAGCGCUCGCUUCCUAACAGUGUGACUUUGUUUGCCUGCACUUUUGUCUUUGCAAGUACUCUAGGACGCACCAAAAGGAUAAAACAAACCUGAAAAGAAACCUUAUGGGAGAAGCGAGAAAGGGAGCCGAGAAGGGAGGGAAAGACAAGCCUGGCGGAGGGACACCGAGGCUAUCGGCAUAGUGCGCAAGCGCGUCGAGAGGAACGAGUUCCGGUCUGGCCGGGGCCUGGCUCCUAAAAAUAGCUCUGGUGUGGGAAUCCGUGCGCGGGUGUCCCGGCGAGUCCCGGGCUGAAGGAGGCGGCUCCGGGCGGCGAGGAGCGCUGGUGGCGGGCCCGGGCUGCGGCGUGUGCGCGCCCGGCAACUGCAUUGGAGACACGGAAUUACAUUUUGUGAAAAAGAAGAAUUUACUGCAAGGAACAUAACUAAGUGUACUUUUUGCUGAGACGUCAUUACUAAUCUUGUAAGAAAUUUCAGCUGUAGCCCUUGGACUAGAAGCUAUAAUAACAGAAGCUGUGUACGAUGCAUUAGGAUAUUGAAGAAAAUUAACUUUUGAAUUAAAUAUUUGGAAUAUAAAGAAAUAAAGAAAGAAAGGUGACUGAAAAUGGGGCGGAAGAAAAUACAAAUCACACGCAUAAUGGAUGAAAGGAACCGGCAGGUCACUUUUACAAAGCGAAAGUUUGGAUUAAUGAAGAAAGCCUAUGAACUUAGUGUGCUCUGUGACUGUGAAAUAGCACUCAUCAUUUUCAACAGCUCUAACAAACUGUUCCAGUAUGCCAGCACUGACAUGGACAAAGUUCUUCUCAAGUAUACAGAAUAUAAUGAACCUCAUGAAAGCAGAACCAACUCGGAUAUUGUUGAGGCUCUGAACAAGAAGGAGCACAGAGGGUGCGACAGCCCAGACCCCGAUACUUCAUAUGUGCUAACUCCACAUACAGAAGAAAAAUAUAAAAAAAUUAAUGAGGAAUUUGAUAAUAUGAUGCGGAAUCAUAAAAUCGCACCUGGUCUGCCACCUCAGAACUUUUCAAUGUCUGUCACAGUCCCUGUGACCAGCCCGAAUGCUUUGUCCUACACUAAUCCAGGGAGUUCACUUGUGUCCCCAUCUUUGGCAGCCACCUCAACAUUAGCAGAUUCAAGCAUGCUCUCUCCACCUCAAGCCACAUUACAUAGAAAUAUAUCCCCUGGAGCUCCUCAGAGACCACCAAGUGCUGGCAAUGCAGGUGGGAUGUUGAAUACGACGGACCUCACAGUGCCAAAUGGAGCUGGAAGCAGCCCAGUGGGAAAUGGAUUUGUAAACUCAAGAGCUUCUCCAAAUUUGAUUGGAACUACUGGUACAAAUAGUUUAGGCAAAGUGAUGCCUACAAAGUCCCCCCCUCCACCAGGUGGUGGUAAUCUCGGAAUGAACAGUCGAAAACCAGAUCUUCGAGUUGUCAUCCCCCCUUCAAGUAAGGGCAUGAUGCCUCCACUGAAUACUCAAAGGAUAAGUAGUUCUCAAGCCACUCAGCCUCUUGCUACCCCAGUGGUGUCUGUGACAACCCCAAGCUUGCCUCCACAGGGACUUGUGUAUUCAGCAAUGCCGACUGCCUACAACACUGACUACUCACUGACCAGUGCUGACCUGUCAGCUCUGCAAGGCUUCAACUCCCCAGGGAUGCUGUCUCUCGGACAGGUGUCGGCCUGGCAGCAGCACCAUCUAGGACAAGCCGCCCUCAGCUCUCUUGUCGCUGGAGGGCAGUUAUCUCAGGGUUCGAAUUUAUCCAUUAAUACCAACCAAAACAUCAACAUUAAGUCAGAACCAAUUUCACCUCCCCGGGACCGAAUGACCCCAUCAGGCUUCCAGCAGCAGCAGCAGCAGCAGCAGCCGCCGCCACAGUCCCAGCCCCCACAGUCUCAGCCCCGACAGGAAAUGGGGCGUUCUCCUGUGGACAGUCUGAGCAGCUCUAGUAGCUCCUAUGACGGCAGUGACCGGGAAGAUCCACGGGGCGACUUCCAUUCUCCAGUUGUGCUUGGCCGACCCCCAAACACCGAGGACAGAGAAAGCCCUUCUGUAAAGCGGAUGAGGAUGGAUGCGUGGGUGACCUAAGGCUUCUAGGCUGAUGUUUGUACUUCGUGUUACUGCAGUAAACUGCCCUACAUAUCUAAAUCGGUAAAUAAGGACAUGAGUUAAAUAUAUUUAUAUGUACAUACAUACAUAUAUAUAUAUCCCUUUACAUAUAUAUGUAUGUGGGUGUGAGUGUGUGUGUAUGUGUGGGUGUGUAUUACAUACACAGAAUCAGGCACUUACCUGCAAACUCCUUGUAGGUCUGCAGAUUUGUGUCCCAUGGCAGACAAAGCACUCUGUAGGCACAGACCAGUCUGGCACUUCCUUGGACUACUUGUUUCAUAAGAUAACCAGUUUUUGCAGAGAAAUGUGUACCCAUAUAUAAUUCUCCCACACUAGCUUGCAGAAACCUAGAGGGCCCCCUUCUUGUUUUAUUUAACUGUGCGGUGACUGUAGUUACUUAAGAAACAUGCUUUGUAGAACAGAGCAGUAGAAAAGCAGGAACCAAGAAAGCAAUACUGUACAUAAAAUGUCAUUUAUAUUAGUUACCCAACCUGGCAUGGGUCUUUGUUGCAAAGGGGUGCAUGGGAAAGGGCUGUUGAUAUUAAAAACAAAACAAAAGCCCCACACAUAACUGUUUUGCACGUGCAAAAAUGUAUUGGGUCAAGAAGUGAUCUUUAGCUAAUAAAAGAGAGAAUAGAAAACGCAUGAGAUAUUCAGAAAAUACUAGCCUAGAAAUAGAGAGCAUUAACAAAAUAAAAUUAAUAUAUUAAGUUAUAAUUGGAAUAUGUCAGAAGUUUCUUUUUACAUUCAUAUCUUAAAAAUUAAAGAAACUGAUUUUAGCUCACGUAUAUUUUAUAUGAAAGAAAACACCCUUAUGAAUUGAUGACUAUAUAUAAAAUUAUAUUCACUACUUUUGAACACAUUCUGCUAUGAAUUAUUUAUAUAAGCCAAAGCUAUAUGUUGUAACUUUUCUUUUUUUUUAGAGAAUAGCUUUAUCUUGGUUUAACUUUUUAGUUUUAUUUUAAGAGGAGAAAAAAACAAAAAUAUCUUGCAAGCAGAACCUUGGAAAAAAAAAGCCAUGAACACUUACUAUUCUAUAUGUAUAUUAAAAGUUGAGCCAAACUCUUUGUGUAUAUAGCAUCUUAAAUAUAUUAUCACCUUUGAUGUAAGUACCUAUGUAUUGUAUGGUCACCAGAUUAAAAAGUAUAUUUUUGUGGAUUGCCGCCAAUUUGGGGGGAAAAGGCGAGGUCCUUAUUAAGUAGAGUAUUCACUGUUUAAUAUUUACUAUUUUGUUAAAUAUAUACUGUACUUUGGAUUUUAAUUAUUAGCCCAGUUUUUUCAGAGGAUUGUAUAAAGGGGUUUCUCCCCUCACUGGUGGUGAAUGUGUGACGUUACAUUGUAAUCUUUGUGCUGUAUGGGUUGAGCAUCAUUAUAUAUUUUAUAUGUGUACAUAAAUAGCAAAGUGGCAAAAAAAAUUGAUGUUAAGUUCAUCCUGCAUAAAUAUAAAAUGUGUUGUAACAGAUUUUAUAAGGCUUAUUUAAAGUUGCCUUUUGUGAGGAAAAAAUAUAGUAGAAAAAGCUGACCUAAUUUAAUGAAUUUUAGAGAAAAUGGCAAAAUAGUAGAUGAGCACAAAGGUUUUAUAAGUGGUAAAUGAUUAGGAAAAAAUAUUCAUGGAGAAGGGAUCUUUUUUCCUUGACCCUCUGAAAAUAGAAUGAUGUAGCUGGUUACAAAAUACUACCAUUAUCAACUAUUCUAUGCAUUAAAAUGACACUUUGGUGCGGGGGGGCGGGGAGAAAUUCUCUUAUGGUGCAGAUUCUUGGCACGACUCUUGCCAUUCUAAUAGAAAUUAGUGCCACCUUCAGCUUGGAUUUUGAACAAGGCCUUACUCCUACAGAAAGACCAAUAAUUGGUGAUAGCAAGUUCAUUCGUUUGCUGGGCUUGUGCCAUGAACAAAAUUCAAAGUCCUGUAUAUCUUUCAUCAUAGAUUUUUUAAUGCUCCCUUUUCCUGAGAAACUCAAAGUAAGAGUUUAAAAAGUGCUGCUAUUUUAUAUUUUAAAUGUAAUACUGAGCAGCUGCCUACAAUUUUUACAUUUUGUUUCCCCCCUAAAUUACGUUCCUUUGGACAUUUUUCUCUUAUCUAUUUGUGACAGAUCAUUAGCCAGAUUUCCUGACUGACACACAGGUGUCGUGUACAAGGAAAAUCUAUGGUGUUCACCGGCUUGCACAUUGGAGGUUCUGUUUGAUGGCAGUUUGGGGAGUUACUUUAGAUAGAGGCCAAAAAGGGGGAGGUAAUAUGCUGUUUCCUCUCUUCAGUGUAGGCAUUGGCUCUUAUUCAGAAAGGAUUAGUUUUUCUUUCAAAUGCAGUUAUUUUACUGAACUACUUACAGGCACAUUUCUUCAUGCAGUCACACCUAAUUGAAACAAGACAGUCUCCCAACACUGAAUUUCCAAGAUAAUCCUUACCACUUUGUAAACCAUUUAUAGCUUUGAAAGUUCAAGUGAUUCCUUCAUUAUUAUUUAUGCAUGUUCAUGAACUUCUGCUGUACGUUGGAAUAGGAGUUAACACAUUCACAUUUACUGUCUAUUUUCUUGUGUGCCUUAUGAGAUGGCUUUUCUGACUGUAUCUCAAUAGUCUUUCUUUCUAUGCAGGUUUAUAAUCAGUACAACUACUGUUUUCUAAAAUAAUAUUACACAAGGCUCGGAGUUUGUAUUUAAAUUAUAAUGACCAAGAAACAAUGUAUUACAUUUUCAGGAACUGAAUAUUUGACUGUUAACCUUUUCCUCAUAUGCCCAGUGUGAUCUGGAGCAUAUGGUCUCAACAGACAUGCCUCACCCAGACACCCAUGUGUGAACACUUCCGCAUCCACCUCUCUGGGUGGAAACCAGCCUAGAGUGGGGAAGACUAAUGGUGUUGCUUUAGAACUGGCUUUUCCUACCCUUUUAGACUCAUGUGUUUUGUAUGAGACACCAUUGCAAGAAAAUUUUAUCCCUUCAGAAAUAUUUUAUUACUAAAAGACAAAAACAAAAAAAGCUUAAAGUUAAUUGCACUCAUGUACAGCUUCCAACAGCUGUUCUUCCCUCGGCACUCUAACUGGUACUACACCGAGAGUGAAAGUCACCAUUGUGUGUACACAGAUGGUCCCAAUCAAAACUCCAUCUUUUGAGCCCUAAUCCCAUCCAUUGUGUUAUAGACUAAAUCAGGGGGUUGUUCUAAAAGAACAAUACGUGUUUUACUAUUUCCUUUAAAUAUAAGGACAACUGAUAAUGCAUUAACAUGAUUUCUGUACUAACCAUCAUGCGCACAAGAAAUACAUAGUAAAUAAGGAACCUGAAAACUCCUGGCAUUGGAUCAUAAGAAGCUAGAUGAUUAGAAUGUGAAAAAGAUUUUACAAAUGUAAAACUUCUAUUUCUCUGUAGAAACUUUUCUUCACUUUGCUGUGCAAGAAGACACUGCUUUGCUAUAUUUAAAAUGGCUUUUUUAAAAGAGAUUUAUGUAUUUGGUAAAUGUUUGUAGUCAACAGUUCACACAAGAAGCUGUACACGGUUUGAUCAUGUAAAACCGUUUGGCGGCACAAGCUGGACUUUGUUGCCAUCCUUGAGAUGAACCUUUUAAGAAAAAUAAGUUAAUCUCAAUUUUUCCCUGAAUGUGUUGUUUUUCUUCAUUAUACAAUAAAUAUUAUAGUGAACUUUUUAUCAAAUGGUUAAGACAAUGCUA
Molecule: messenger RNA, 5922 nt
Organism: Otolemur garnettii (small-eared galago)
Lineage: Eukaryota; Metazoa; Chordata; Mammalia; Primates; Galagidae
Gene: MEF2A
Product: myocyte enhancer factor 2A
Exons: 11
Coding region: 768-2246 (492 amino acids)
Biological process (GO): positive regulation of transcription by RNA polymerase II; heart development; cell differentiation
Molecular function (GO): protein dimerization activity; histone deacetylase binding; DNA-binding transcription factor activity, RNA polymerase II-specific
Source: RefSeq, a predicted model, not a curated record